AUGACUUCCACUGCACUGCCCGCGGAGGCAGUCCUUCGUCGGCUGGCAACCGCCGACUCAACACCCACCUCGUCUGCCAACAUCUCACCUCUCGAUAGUCCGAGAUCCUCCCCUUCCUCCACCUCGCUGUCGUCGCUUGCCUCAGAAGAUGCUCCCACUCAGCCUCCCAAACAGAGCCUUGAAAAGAAGCAGCUGCUCGAUACCUAUGGCAACCCCUUCGAGGUGCCCGACUUCACCAUCAGCGAUAUCCACAAAGCCAUCCCUAAGCAUUGCUUCCAAAGAUCUGCCGCCACCGGUCUGUACUAUGUUGCUCGAGACAUCGCCUCUCUCGCCGCUACCUUCUAUCUCUUCAACCGCUUUUUGACCUCGGAGAAUGUACCGUCCACCCCCGUAAGAGCUGGUUUGUGGUUUGUAUACACCGUUGUACAGGGCCUUUUCGGUACCGGUCUGUGGGUGCUGGCCCACGAAUGCGGGCAUCAGUCAUUCUCGACCAGCAAGAUCUUGAACGACACAGUUGGCUACAUCUGCCACACUGUACUCCUGGUGCCAUACUUCUCCUGGAAAAUCUCUCAUGGCAAGCAUCACAAAGCCACCGGUCACAUGGAACGAGACAUGGUCUUCGUCCCGGCGACCAAAGAGCAAUACUGCACCCGACGAGGAUGGCUGCUCCACCAGCUCGAUGAGCUUACUGAGGAGACUCCAAUUGCGACUGCAUACCAUUUGAUCAGCCAACAACUUUUUGGCUGGCCAAUGUACCUGAUCACCAACGUCACCGGUCACAACAAGCACGCGGUUCAACGUGAGGGUCGCGGGGUCGGCAAGCACAACGGGUUUGGAGGUGGAGUCAACCAUUUUGACCCGGCCAGCCCAUUGUAUGAGGCCAAAGAUGCCAAGUUGAUUUUCUUGAGCGAUCUGGGUCUUCUCGCAGUUGGAAGCAUUCUCUUCUGGGUCGGCAGAACUUAUGGUCUCUCCAAUCUGUUUGUCUGGUACAUUGCUCCUUACUUGUGGGUCAAUCAUUGGUUAGUGGCGAUUACUUUCCUGCAACACACGGAUCCUUCUCUUCCCCACUAUACUCCCGAGAUGUGGACAUAUACCCGUGGAGCCGCAGCCACCAUUGAUCGAGAAUUUGGGUUCAUUGGGCGCCAACUGUUCCACGGAAUCAUCGAAACCCACGUCCUUCACCAUUAUGUGAGCACCAUUCCGUUCUACAACGCUGAUGAAGCCAGCGAGGCCAUCAAGAAGGUGAUGGGUCGUCACUAUCGCAGUGAUACCAAGGAGGGGUCUCUGGGUUUUUUGAAAAGCUUGUGGAAGUCGAUGAGAUGGUGUGGCUGGGUUGAACCCAUGGAGGGCGCCACUGGGGAAGCUGCGGGCGUGCUGUUCUUUCGCAACAGGAAUGGGUUAGGAGUGUCUCCUUCUAAGACGCCGAAAUCUGCUGCAUCGUGA
This is a messenger RNA of Cladophialophora immunda, 1443 nucleotides long. RefSeq lists its product as uncharacterized. Gene Ontology annotation, molecular function: oxidoreductase activity. NCBI's taxonomy places the organism in Eukaryota, Fungi, Ascomycota, Eurotiomycetes, Chaetothyriales, Herpotrichiellaceae. Bases 1 to 1443 code for a protein of 480 amino acids. Gene Ontology annotation, biological process: lipid metabolic process. The transcript has 2 exons. The record is from RefSeq and is a predicted model, not a curated record.